AUGCUCCACGACUGGCGAGGAUUCUUUUGCUGGAACAGCGAAUUACAUGUACCUGUUCCACUUGUGCCUCCCCAGUUGUCUUCAGUAUCUAGACAAGUCGAAAUAUCCGAGGUCCUCCAAGUAACUCAUUCUAAAGACCCACAAUCUGACCCUGGUCUUCUGGGCUUGGGCUAUAUACGACUACAACAUGCAAUGAUGAGCCCUGUCACAAAUCCACCUACAGGCGCCUACUCAAAUAGUUCCGCGAACUUGGCUGCACUCAACUUCAGCCCAGACCCUCUCCUUGCUCAGACCAGCUUCCCCCCCACAAAACAAUGCAACCCCAUAUACAGAGUGGUCAACGGGAUAUUGGAUGAAAGGGCAAGUCUCUUGGAGGUCGGGAGUCAAUUGGCUGCACUUUCGAAUGCCUACUGCCUGCUCAUCACCCUUGCAAGGGUAUUGAUUCACCAGGGCCCUCUAUCUGCUAUCAUUGGUAUGAAGGAAUGA
Messenger RNA from Aspergillus ochraceoroseus IBT 24754, 486 nucleotides. RefSeq lists its product as uncharacterized. The transcript has 3 exons. The record is from RefSeq and is a predicted model, not a curated record. Bases 1 to 486 code for a protein of 161 amino acids. Lineage: Eukaryota; Fungi; Ascomycota; Eurotiomycetes; Eurotiales; Aspergillaceae.